AUGCCGAUAGGGAUUUCAAGCGAGACCACAGUUCUCCCAGGAUAUGGAACAGUGACGAAUGGAUGGAACCUGUUCGAGCUCCUGCUGCAGAUCGAGAAAAUUGAGCAGAACCGUAUUCAAGAACAACAAGCUUCAGCGAAGAUAUAUGCAAGUAAUGAGCGUUGGUGUGGCGCAGACCGUUGGAGGUCUGCUGUAACCAUACGGUCGAUGAUGGUCGAGCCACCCUUCAGGUAUUUAGCUGUGGUAGGAUGGUCGUCCGAUCCUAAUGCUGUGAAGAAGGCGAUAUUGCCGAAACCUCCUCGUUCCUCGCCGGUCCAUGUUCAAAUAGAAACAGACACAUCGAAGUCUUUUCAUCUUGGCCCCUAUGAUCGUACCCGAUUCGACCUGAUCGAGCAAUUUCACCCACUACAAACAGCAGCGUUGGCUACAGGAGAACAGUUGAAACGCCGAGCAGAGGGAGUAAAGUCAGUACAACCUCAACCCACUGAAGAGAGUGAGGCCGAUUCACCGCUACAUGAUGGCAGCACUGACCACGCCACACAAACAUCAGGUCUUCUUCGACUUGUUUUUGGUGAAUGGAGUGCCUGGAGCGAAUGGACACCAUGUAUGGCUGGUGAACGAAGCCGUGUUCGUGCUUGUAGCUCUAGAAGACCAGCGCUUCGAGUAAUCUGCCACGGAGAUGCCAAGGAGGUCCAAAAAUGUUUCUCUACAUUUGACGCACAAAUACCCGUCGCAAAAGAUCCAUGGACUAUCGAACGUGAAAUUAGUGGAGAUUUCAAAGCAUAG
Molecule: messenger RNA, 786 nt
Organism: Necator americanus (New World hookworm)
Lineage: Eukaryota; Metazoa; Nematoda; Chromadorea; Rhabditida; Ancylostomatidae
Exons: 7
Coding region: 1-786 (261 amino acids)
Source: RefSeq, a predicted model, not a curated record